This is a messenger RNA of Alexandromys fortis (reed vole), 1897 nucleotides long. RefSeq names its product CDKN2A interacting protein N-terminal like (gene Xtbd1). Bases 73 to 423 code for a protein of 116 amino acids. The record is from RefSeq and is a predicted model, not a curated record. Lineage: Eukaryota; Metazoa; Chordata; Mammalia; Rodentia; Cricetidae. The transcript has 3 exons.
GGGCGGCGCGGGGCGUGUCGGGAAGGCGGCGGGCUAGUGCGAUCUUCGGUGGUGGUGGUGGCGGCGGGAGCCAUGGUGGGUGGCGAGGCCGCCGCGUCAGUGGAGAAGCUAGUUUCCGGGGUGCGGCAGGCGGCCGACUUCGCCGAGCAGUUCCGCUCCUACUCGGAGAGCGAGAAGCAAUGGAAAGCGCGCAUGGAGUUCAUCCUGCGCCACCUGCCUGACUACCGAGACCCACCCGACGGCGGCGGCCGUCUGGACCAGCUGCUGUCCCUCUCCAUGGUCUGGGCCAACCACCUCUUUCUGGGCUGCAGUUACAGUAAAGACCUUCUGGACAAGGUGCUGGAGAUGGCUGAUGGGAUUGAAGUGGAGGACCUGCCGCAGUUUAUAACCAGGAGUGAAUUAAUGAAAAAGCAUCAAAGCUAAGGCAGAUCUACCACAUUUCCUCCCCUGGGGAUAGACUUGGAAAGGAGACCAGGGUGGAGGUGAACCAUGGCAGCUCUUGAGAUUCCUGGUGUUUGCAGCACAGAAGCAGCUGGAAUGGAAAGGGACGUGUCUACAAGUGCUUCAAAGAAGUCUUGGUUCUUCCAGAAGCUGUUGCUGUGAAGUGCAGUACAUAUGCAUAUUCGUGUGUUUAUUAAAUGGCGGACUCUCCGAAAUUUUGUUGGCAUUGUCUAAGCCAAACUUUAUUUGAAAUGCCUUCUAUGUUGGUAUAAUAAUGACAGUGAUUUUCUUUUUUAGCAGAGUACCUUUAAAUGUAAUUCUGGGUUUUGCCCCACCUUUUGUCCUUCUGAGGCAAGCCAGAUUCUCCUUAUUUCGAUCUAACCCACUCUUUACUUGUUCCUCACUGCCACUUGCCACCACAGGACUGUGCAUUAACCAGCUGUGUCACUGGAGCGCCCCACGGCUGGCCUCUCAGGUCUGUGUAAGAAAAGGGAAUCGUGCGGCAGCCCUGAAGUAGCCGAGCUAGCUCAUAGGAAGGAGGACACUUACACAAAAGCUUCUGGUCUCAUCUUAGAAUUCACCAAGGGCCAGAGAUGUAGCUCAGUGGGAAAGGGCUUGCUUAGCAUGCUUGAGGUCCUGGGUUUGGUUUCCAGUAUUACAGAGAGACAGAAAAAAAUAGCUAGAUAAAAAUUCCUGCAAGUUUAUACAGCUUUGUCCCGCCAGCUAGCUGAUUUCCAGACUCUCUAGGUCUCCCGGGCUGCUCGUGUGCUUAAUUUUCUCUGUUUCUGGAAGGCUUUCAGGAUAAAAAAACUGCCUUGCACAUUGCCUCUGGAUUGUACUAGUCAUGCUUUGCUUAGAUGAUGGUGUUGAUAUUCUACCUGACAGCUGAUCUGUUCCAAACCCCCUUCCAGAUCCUUCUAUUGAGUCUCACCAUUAGAUGAAAGAUGCCUGAACUGUGGGUAGCAGUGGAACAGUGUGCCAAGCAGGACUCAUCAAUGGCAGGCCCAUUAUGGUCAGUAAGACAAUGGGGUCUGCCUUGGCUUAUCUACUGAGUACAGGAAAGUGGACACCCAGACGCUGGGGCCAGUGGUGUCCAGCCCCAGAGCAAUGGGACAACAUUCUUGUUGGUGGCUUGAGAUGAAGGCCACAUCUUUGUGUGGUUCCUGGCUCCAGACCAGGAUGGAUCAGGAGUCAAGAUCAUUGACUGAAACCUUGGACAAACUCCAGGCACGGGAGACCAGGGUGCCAGUCACAGAGGCCUGGGCAAGGUAGUAACUCAGCUGAGCUGUGUGCUCACUGACUUAGCUUUGUCUCGCCUCAAACCCAGCCUUACCUUUUUCCAUUCUAAUCAUUUGUCAGAUCUGUGAGGCUUAAAAACAAGAUGAAAAAUUGUGAUAAUUCACUUUAAAAUGCACUUUCUAUAGAGUGUUGGUUUUAUUUUCUGUAUUCGACCCCC